AUGUCAGAAAACGUGCACGGGAAUAGCUAUGCACCUAGUGAGGCUAGUUCGGGUGGACAAGACACGGGAUGGACAAGUGUGUGCGAAGUGCGAUCGGCCAAUGCAAUGUCCGAAGGUCCGAUGCGCUGGAUCCGAUACGGAGUGGCUUGGACAUGUGCGAAGGUUAUCUGGACUCAUGGUACAAUACUUCCAACUGACGAGGAGGUUGAAGCAUUUAACCAUCAUGGACUUAUGCAUGGUAUAGUAGCCACUCUCACGGAUGUCAAUACAUUUCGUGCUAGCCUCUUUACAUUGCGAGAUGGUUCUCUUCUGGUCCAUUCGGUAUCAACAUAUUGUCGACAUAUAUAUUACCACAAUUAUUGGACUAACAAUGCCGACUCAACACACAUGUACUAUGCUGGUGUUCCCAGCGUCAUUCAGGCCACGAGGCAUUUCUAUAUUGAAGCUGCGCUGAUGGAGCUUUUUGCAGCAACAAAAGUCUUUGGAUGGAUGUCUAGCAUGAACUGUGCUCGUGUGUACAACUAUGCACUUGCUCAAUGGCAUGCCUACAUCUUGAACAACAGACACACUUUCAACGCUACACUUUCACAAGCUUUCGACAACAAAUUUUUGUGGCAAUAUACCCUUCAAAUGCGCGACACUGAUGUUCUGAAUGGUUUUUUUAUCUACUCACUGCUACUGGAGAAGGCAGAGCACAACAGUUGCCUUGUUCUCCCCCAUGACGAGCAAGGUAUCAGGCAGGAAGCAUAUCUGCAUGCCUGUGACUUAUGCUUCAUUGUUGUCAGUGACGACCCAAAAUUGAAGAUUCAAGCAGCUGUUUGUGAUGGUAAUACCAUCGGGCACCCUUGCUGUGCAGUGCAUGACUGCAAAGUCCUGCUUAUGACCAACUGUCAUUGUUUCUGUCCAGACCAUCAAGACUUGAACCAGUGGUGUGGGGUUGAUGGCUGUGAUGAGGUUCAUGCCUCUGGAUCUCGAACAUGCGGCAAUGUGAACCACCAGGCUCUUGAAGAUGCCUACUUCAAGCCCACAAAAGCUCUUUUCCAGCUGCGAGCACAGCUCAAGAGGGCUGGCAUUACCUUGCCCUUGGACUCUGUUCCUUCACCCUCUGAUAGUGGCAGUAGCUCUAACAGUACUGAUGAAGAUCUCGAGGCAAUUCUUGACUUGGAGUGUGAUGGUAAGCCGGAGAACAGCAACAAACACCUCAGAGCACAGUUUGCACGGGCUACGUUUUUUGGGUCUGAGGCCGUCUCUGCUGUUAAUGAAUUUGUAAAGGUGGUAUUUCCUACUGCUGCAUCAACACCUGAAUACUUCGUCUUUGACAACAACUGCAAGCUCUGUGCCCACCAAGACGCUAGUGGUGAUGACCACUUCGCCGCAACAGGGAUGCCUGUGGAUGAAACUGACACCUACUGUCAGCAGCACUGCAACCCUGCUGCUUUCCCAGAGCUCAUUUCCGGCAGCAAGUGGCGAUUCAAUACAUCCAUUUGCGAACAGACAAACAUCUGGCUAGGUGGGUAUCAAGCAAUCCUCCGGAACAUGUCCGUACACUGGUAUAACUUUUAUUUUGAUGAGAUGAUCAAACAUUGGAACCGCUAUGUUAUCUUGGAGUUGGAGAGAUGA
This is a messenger RNA of Suillus bovinus, 1620 nucleotides long. RefSeq lists its product as uncharacterized. Bases 1 to 1620 code for a protein of 539 amino acids. The record is from RefSeq and is a predicted model, not a curated record. The transcript is spliced from 9 exons. NCBI's taxonomy places the organism in Eukaryota, Fungi, Basidiomycota, Agaricomycetes, Boletales, Suillaceae.